Molecule: messenger RNA, 493 nt
Organism: Cornus florida
Lineage: Eukaryota; Viridiplantae; Streptophyta; Magnoliopsida; Cornales; Cornaceae
Exons: 2
Coding region: 83-319 (78 amino acids)
Biological process (GO): mitochondrial respiratory chain complex IV assembly
Cellular component (GO): mitochondrion
Source: RefSeq, a predicted model, not a curated record
UCUCUCUCUCUCUCUCUCUCUCUCUCUCUAGGGUUCUGUCUGUUUACUGGUAAAUUCGAUCUCUUUAAUUUUCAGAGUGAAAAUGUCAUCGUUGGGAACUUCAAAGGGUGUUUUGGAGAUCGCAAAAUUCGCCAUAUACGUGACCGUUCCAAUCGGCCUUAUGUAUUUCUUUGCCAACAAUUCCCAGAAUAUGCAGAGGUUCAUGGGCAAUCGUCCCUAUGUGGUGUAUCCCCCAGAGGGACCACGGCCACCAUCACCAGAGGAACUAAGGGAGAUGGCUCGAGAAAUUGCUCGCAAGAGAAAUAACUCGCAAGAAUAACAUUGAUAAUUGCAUUAUUGGGCUAUAAAUUUGUAGUAUAGCUUUUCAGUUGUACCUAUGAGUGGUUGAACGUAAAUGUUGUUAAAUGUAAUAUGUGGUUGUAAUAUGCGGUUAAGACUUGUGAAAAAUAAAGAUGGUGCUUCAAUAAAUUAACAUUUUGUUUGAUUUUGAUAA